This is a messenger RNA of Centropristis striata (black sea bass), 997 nucleotides long. RefSeq names its product cytochrome c oxidase assembly factor 1 homolog. The transcript has 5 exons. Gene Ontology annotation, cellular component: mitochondrial inner membrane. Gene Ontology annotation, biological process: mitochondrial respiratory chain complex IV assembly; mitochondrial respiratory chain complex I assembly. Bases 2 to 544 code for a protein of 180 amino acids. NCBI's taxonomy places the organism in Eukaryota, Metazoa, Chordata, Actinopteri, Perciformes, Serranidae. The record is from RefSeq and is a predicted model, not a curated record.
AAUGUAUCCACAGUGUGUGACGUUUACGGAAGUCAACGCCGCAGCAGAGACGUCAUAUUCCUGUCCUGCAGCUGUCGCACAAGGGAAGGAAGCAAAGAUGAGUUACAGCGAAAAACUCCGUUACCACAAUAAACUACUGAGGAUCCAGAUCUCCUUCUCUGUACUGAACGUGGCUAUUCUUGGCAUCGCGUAUUAUUGGGGGAAGAGGAAUCGUGUUAAGGAAGACUACCACAGACUGCCUAUGCAGAAGUUGGAAGGAUGUCCACUUGCAAUGCAGAGACUGGGGGCCCCACCUUUAAAGGUCCACAGCUUUAGUGUCAUUGACCGAAACGUCCAAGAAGAUGUGACGGGAAUAAAGAUAAAGAUCCCUGUGACUGGGUCACAAACUAAAGGUGAUCUGUAUGCGUUUUCAAUUGGACACCCUCAUUGCGACAGGUGGAGUCUAAAGCAGGCAGUUCUGCAGCUCCGGGAAGGUGAGAUCAUCGACCUGCUGGAUCCUCCUCCACCAGAGGAGCCAGAGCUACAAACCGAGACCUGGCACUGACCAACUCCACGUACUGAUGAGAACAAUGAAAGUGGACAGGGUCCUACUCCAAAGUAGAAGUCUGAUUAAGCAAAUUUAAAUGGAAUUUGCCUCAUCUUUGGGCUUUUUAAAACUGCUCUGGAUUGUUGUGUUGUCUCUAGGUUUGGUUUUGGUUAUGGUUACACUGUAAAACCCAAUGCUGCUUGUUUGUUAUUAUAACUCAUUUUUCCUUUUCAAUACAACAAAGAUUUGUGCAAAAAGUCAUUUUAACUUAAAAUAUUGAGUCAAAUAGCAAGAUUAAUUUGAGUAAACUCCAUUGUCUUCGUUGUCUUGACAUAAAAUUCUUUUGCAGCAUGGACAAUCAAAUAUUUUAGUUGAGACAACAAGUUGGUUUUACAGUGUAGAUAUUGUUCUGUAGGCAUGUUGUGCACUGGCUGUUUUUUCUUUCAGUAAAUUUUAUUUGUUAAUAUGACA